AUGCUCACAUCGCUCGUUUGUUUGGGCGCCAGGCUAAGAGAAGAUCGGCGUCCGCUCUACCGCCAAGUGUUCACGAAUCGACGACUCGACAUCGCGCAUAAGGUGGCCGUCCGGUCCAUCUUCGGAUUCCUCCUUGCCGGCACCUCGUUCGUCCUGGUAAACGGGUUGAUCUACUACAAAUACGUCUCUCCGAUUCGACAGGAAGAACGCGAGCUGUUGGAGAGGGAGUUGAUCGAAGCCGACAAGGCCGGAUUUAGACUAGCA
Molecule: messenger RNA, 264 nt
Organism: Mesorhabditis spiculigera
Lineage: Eukaryota; Metazoa; Nematoda; Chromadorea; Rhabditida; Rhabditidae
Source: the annotation of a GenBank genome assembly